Suhomyces tanzawaensis NRRL Y-17324 is the source of this 2832-nucleotide messenger RNA. RefSeq lists its product as uncharacterized. Gene Ontology annotation, cellular component: membrane. The record is from RefSeq and is a predicted model, not a curated record. Lineage: Eukaryota; Fungi; Ascomycota; Pichiomycetes; Serinales; Debaryomycetaceae. The transcript has a single exon. Bases 1 to 2832 code for a protein of 943 amino acids.
AUGCAAAGACCCAGCGUCUCGUUCAAUUCUCCCACCGUGUACUCAGGAGUGAAGGUCCACGAACAAACCGCCCAUUUGGCCAACAUCGGUGUCACUGACGACGAUAACAGAAGCCAUCCAGAAGACGACGACGAGUAUGACUACGAAUACGAGGAAGUGGAUGGCAUCAGCUCGUCCCCUUCCAUCCCCAUAAAGGGCCAGAAAAACUAUGACCCUCCCAAGACAAGCACCAGCCCCUUGAUAGUCUCCAAGCAGAAGAAGUACGUCGAUGACUUGGAAACGGGCUUGCCCACCCCAGCAGGCAUGCCUGUGUCAUCUUCUGUCAGCAGCUUGCCACCCGUCAAGAAGCCCUCGUUGCUCCAUCAAUACCUCAUCAAGCCAAUUCAGUUCACUCCUGCCGUGUUCUUGGGCACCCUUUUGAAUAUCCUCGAUGGUUUGUCGUACGGAAUGAUCAUGUUCCCAGUCAGUGAAGCCGUCUUUUCCUCCCUUGCUCCCGCAGGGUUGUCUAUGUUCUACAUGUCGUGUAUCGUAUCGCAGUUGGUGUACUCUUUAGGAGGAUCGGCUUUCAAAUCUGGAAUUGGGUCCGAAAUGAUUGAAGUCACUCCCUUCUUCCACUCAAUGGCUUUAUCGAUCGUAUCCGAGAUGUCAGGCGCCGAUCAGGAUGCCAUCAUUGCCACUACCAUCACUACCUACGCCGUCUCUUCCAUUGUUACAGGCAUGGUCUUUUUCAUGCUAGGAAAGUGCAAAUUGGGUGCAUUGGUGGGAUUCUUCCCUAGACACAUCUUGGUAGGCUGUAUCGGGGGUGUGGGAUACUUCUUGGUGGCUACCGGUAUUGAGGUGUCUUCUCGUUUGGAAGGUGGCUUGGAGUACAACUACGAAACAUUCAAGUACCUAUUCUACAACCACAUCACCGUCUUAGAGUGGACAAUGCCAUUGGUUUUGACGGUUUUGUUGAUUGGUCUUCAGCAUAAGUACCACAACUCCUUGUUGGUGCCACUCUUCUUUAUUGCGGUCUUCAUUGCAUUCCAUUUGAUUGUGCUCAUUGUGCCUUCUUGGAAUUUGAAUAUGGCAAGACAAUACGGAUGGGUAUUUCCCGCUGUAGAGGGUAACCAACCAUGGUAUGGCUUCUACAGCUUAUACAAGUUCAACGUCGUGGACUGGUGGUGUAUCCUCAAGCAAUUGCCAUCCAUGUUAGCCUUGACUUUCUUUGGUAUCUUGCACGUUCCUAUCAACGUACCUGCAUUGGCUGUUACUGUGGGCAUGGAUCAAUUUGAUGUUGACAGAGAAUUGGUGGCACAUGGCUACUCUAAUGCAUUGUCCGGAUUGGUCGGCUCGAUCCAAAACUAUCUUGUCUAUACCAACUCAGUGUUAUUUAUUAGAGCAGGUGCUGAUGACAGAUUGGCGGGGGUUUUACUAGCAAUUGCAACCGCCUGUGUCAUGUUUGCAGGACCUGUUGUUAUUGGCUAUAUCCCCGUGUGUGUUGUGGGCUCUUUAAUUUAUUUGUUAGGUUACGAGUUACUCAAGGAAGCUAUUUACGAUACCUACGGUAGAUUGAGAAAAAUCGAAUACACCACUGUGAUUAUCAUUGUGGUGACUAUGGGAGCUUUUGAUUUCGUGGUUGGUAUUCUUGUUGGCAUUUUAUUGGCCUGUCUUUCAUUUGUGGUUGAGGCAGCAAGAAGUCCUGUCGUCCAAGGCAUCUAUUCCGGAAAUGUGGCUAGAUCCACCGUCUUGAGACAUCCUAAACAACAAGAAUUCUUGAAGAAUGUCGGGAAACAAAUUUGCAUUAUCAAAUUACAAGGAACUGUUUUCUUUGGCUCGAUUGGGGGCGUUGAAAAGUCCAUCCGGUUGAAGUUUGAGGACGAGAUCUUCAAAAUGAACCCUAUCAAGUUUUUGAUUAUUGACAUGAAAGGAGUCAGCUCAAUUGACUUUUCGGCUGCUGAAGGUUUCAGAAGAAUUUUGAACUUGACCAAUGAAUUCAACACCCAGUUGAUCAUCUCAUCUGUCUUUGAAGAGGAUGAUAUCAUUAAGGGAUUGCGCGAUGCAGGAUUGUGGGAUGGCAGAAGUGAUGACAACAGCAUUAAAUUAUUCAACACUUUGAACUACGCCUUGGAAUGGUGUGAAAAUGCCUUCUUGAAGACCUACAAGACUGUCAAGAAAAAGCAGAACAAAAUAAGCGUACCUUUUGAUGGAACCUCAGCCUUGAUGAACCAAAGAUCCAACACUCCUGGCUCUGAUAAUGUCAAACAAUUGAUGAACCAGAACUUCGACUUUGGAACUCCUCGUACAACUCAUGUGUACCAAGCGGCCAAAAGAACUGUGUUCGACGAGCAGACUCUCCAGAGCAAGUACUACACGCUGAGUGACGACUCGUUCAAGAAGCAACCAUUGCCCUUGAUCAUGAUUACCUUCCAGGGAUUGUCCGAGAAGGACGAGGAGUUUUGGUCCCAGUUGACGUCAUACCUUGUUAAGGAGAAAAUCCCCGAGGAUUACGAAUUCUACAACUCGUCCCGUGAUGCCCCCAGCUUCUUUAUCGUGGAGUCUGGCUUGGUGCGUUCGGUCUUCAAGUUUGAGAGCGACAACAGAACGUUGCAUUCGAGCAUUUUACCCAUGACGGCAUUUGGAGAUCUCUAUGAUACAGGACCCAACUUUAGAGAGAUGAACUACACCACCGUGACCGACUCGGUGAUCUGGAAACUUCCUCACAACAAGGUCAACGAGUUGUUGAAGCAUCCGAAUGGCGAGCAUAUCUUGGCCGAGUUGCUCAAGAUCCAGACCAAAUUAAUCAGAGAAAGAUUCGAUACCAUGACUGCCAAUUUAGUGAUUGCAGGCUAG